Messenger RNA from Caretta caretta (loggerhead turtle), 715 nucleotides. The record is from RefSeq and is a predicted model, not a curated record. Lineage: Eukaryota; Metazoa; Chordata; Testudines; Cheloniidae.
AUGGCCCCUGCCUUUGGGGUCAGCACUUUUCUGGUGCUAAAGUUCCUCCUUAGCAUCCCUCCGGCGUCUCUGCUGGGAUGUCAUGGGGCAGCCCCAGCCGAUCCCCCAGGGGGCAGGUACUUGGCAACCUGCCGGACAAAACCACAGCCAGAUGCUUCCUCGCUGUUCUGCUCACUGAAGCAAACACCCGGGCACAAUGUCACCGUGUGGGCGAACAUCGCCUGCUGUGUCACCGACGGCUGCAAGGCCGGGGCCAUCCCAGUGCCAACUGUGAGCUCCGUCCCCAACGGCCGGCAGUGCCUGUCGAUCUUCAAAAUGGGGGCAGAUGGCUGGCAGGAGAAGGAGAAGGAGCUCUUGGCCUGCACCGGCACCGAGGACCAUUGUGUUGAGGAAUCUGGGAUAUUAACACUGGGUGGCAUCACCGCGAUGAAAGCUGUGGCUGGAUGUGGCUCCCCUGGCGCUUGCAUGAAGAGAGUGGGGGAGCGGAAAUACGUCCAGGGCGUGGUGGAGUGGCAGAUCCAGAGCGAGUGCUACCCAGCUCCCAGGGCUGGCGGGGGCAUCGGGGAGCCCCGAGCCCUGGCCUGGUGUCCUCCCCUUCUCCUGAGUGAGUCCCGUCCGUCCCCGGGCACAGGGAGCCGGGUGGUGGGGUCGGGAAUUCACCUGGGGAACAUGCCGCUGUCGAUGGCAGAUUCUGGUGUCAGGAUGGAAUUUGUGG